Molecule: messenger RNA, 408 nt
Organism: Candidozyma auris
Lineage: Eukaryota; Fungi; Ascomycota; Pichiomycetes; Serinales; Metschnikowiaceae
Gene: RPS24
Product: 40S ribosomal protein eS24
Exons: 2
Coding region: 1-408 (135 amino acids)
Biological process (GO): translation
Cellular component (GO): ribosome
Molecular function (GO): structural constituent of ribosome
Source: RefSeq, a predicted model, not a curated record
AUGAGUGACGCUGUUACUAUCAGAACCAGAAAGGUCAUCACCAACCCAUUGUUGUCCAGAAGACAGUUCGUCAUUGACGUUUUGCACCCAAACAGACCAAACGUGUCCAAGGAUGAGUUGAGAGAGAAGUUGUCUGAGCUUUACAAGGCUGACAAAGAUGCUAUCUCCGUGUUCGGUUUCAGAACUCACUUCGGUGGUGGAAAGUCCACCGGUUUCGGUUUGAUCUACCAGUCUGUCGCUGAUGCCAAGAGAUUCGAGCCAACUUACAGAUUGGUGAGAUACGGCUUGGCUGAGAAGGUUGAGAAGACCUCUAGACAGCAGAGAAAGCAGAAGAAGAACAGAGAGAAGAAGGUGUUCGGUACCUUGACCACUCACGCCAAGAAGUUGGCCAAGAGAAACGCCGAUUAA